Molecule: messenger RNA, 1790 nt
Organism: Conger conger (European conger)
Lineage: Eukaryota; Metazoa; Chordata; Actinopteri; Anguilliformes; Congridae
Gene: rbm34
Product: RNA binding motif protein 34
Exons: 11
Coding region: 280-1674 (464 amino acids)
Cellular component (GO): cytosol
Molecular function (GO): mRNA binding
Source: RefSeq, a predicted model, not a curated record
AGCCGGAACGAAUAAUUUGACGGACUGCCAUCUUACGUUCGAAACGUGUGUUUGGAAAGUAACCUCCUUGCCAGCUAUUUGGUUUAAACGGUUAUUUAUUUUAACGUAGGUAGAAUAUUUUGUUUAUGCUGUUUUAUCAUGUGUACGAUAAAAUAAGCUUUCCAGAAGCACCCCGGAGAUCAUUUGAGCUGUCAAAGGGAGAAGAGGCUUCAUCUAUUUGGCGAUUCGUUUGGUUCAGUGAACUGUUGCUCGCUAGUUGACUAGCAAACGGGAAUAAUCAUGAAAAAGAAAUCUACAGAAAAUAGCGAACCCCCCGAGGUACCGGAGUCGACAGAUGGCUAUGUGGUAGGGCAGAUAUGUGGCAGUUUGUUCCCGAAGAAAUGCUCACCUGGCUCCAGUCACUUAGCUGAUCUAUUCAAAACUCAAUCCUCAACGUCCAGUGUGCUGUUUGUGCCUGCGCCAAAGCCGGUUCCAAAGGCCACAGAGGACACGUCGGAGGAUGCUGCUGGAGCCGCAGGUCCGGUGGCUCAGAAACAAAAGAAGGCGCCCAAAAAGCAAAAAUCCGAAGCAGACGAAAAGUUAGAAAACAGGGAAAGCGCCUUGCAGAACGCCGACGAGGAAGAGGAGGGGGCGAAGAAGACCCCGAAGAAGGGCAAGCGGAAGGCCCCGGAACCGGGACGGGAGGGCGAGGGCGGGGGCGGGGGGGAAGAGGGGGCGCCGCCCCAAAAGAAGAAGCCCGUCAACAUGGCGGAGGAGAGGAUAAAGAACAAGAGGACGGUGUUCGUGGGGAACCUACCGGUCAGCUGCACUAGGAAGGCCUUGCAGAUUCUCUUCAAAGAACUCGGCAGCAUCGAAUCCAUUCGCUUCCGCUCUGUGGCACGAGAAGACCCAUCCAUGUCCCUGAAAGUGGCAGCUAUACAGCGAAAGGUCCAUCCGAAACGGCAGAGCAUCAACGCGUACAUCGUGUUCAAGAGCGAGGAAGGGGCGGAGAAGGCUUUACAAAGGAACGGCCUGGAGAUUGAGAAAGGGUUUCACAUCCGGGUCGACAGAGCCUCCAAAUCGGCCUCCCAUGAUCACAAGAGAUCUGUUUUUGUUGGAAAUCUACCUUAUGACGUGAACGAGCUUCCACUCCGGAAUCACUUCGAGGAGUGUGGGAAAGUGGAGGCUGUCCGGCUGGUGAGAGACCGGCGCUCCGGGAUGGGAAAGGGCUUCGGAUACGUCCUGUUUGAGAGCAUGGACGCAGUGCAGCUGGCCUUGAAGCUGGACGGCUCUGAGCUGGACGGCAGGAAGGUCCGUGUGAAACGCUCCGUCAAGAAGGAGAAGGUGAAAAGCGUGAAGAACAGGGCGGCCAAGGGAGCCAAGGGGCCCAGGAAGGGAGACUCAGCAGCAGCAGCAAAGAACUCUGGGAAAGCAAAGGACUCUGGGAAAGCAAAGGACUCUGGGAAAGCGAGUCCGAUGCAGAGGGGGCCGAAGGGGGGGUUGAAAGGGAGGCCGGGGAAGGGGCCCCACGGCAAGGCUCUGUCGGGCCCCGGGCCCCGCAGGCUGGCCAGACCCCACGGCGGGGGCUCCUUUAAGGGGGAGAUGGUCACGCCCGGGGGGGACAAAGCCAAGGGCAAAGGACUAAAGAAGAAGAAACUCAAAGCCAGGAAACGAGAUCAGGCCAUCCAUAUCUGAGGCGUGCCUGUAUGUGUGUGUAACCUGUAAUUAUAAUGAACCCUUUCGCCGUUUUUGAUGGUGGAGCAUUUGAUGGACUCGGAAAUAAAACCUUUUUUUUUGAAAAUAUAAGCGUG